AAUCCACGGCGAUCCGAGCCAAUCCAAGCAAUGUUUUGCGUUUUUUUCCUCUGCAGCUGGAUAGGUGGGCUGGGAAGUUUUGGGGCGGGCUGAGCUUCGGCUUGCUUGAUGCAUGUCGACAUUUUGAUAUAUUGUCAGUCUUACAUGGGAUGCAAGUUUCACACAUCAACUCUGAACCUAGACUGAGCGCACGGCCCGAAGAGAAAGAUAACGUGCUCGCUCCCAGUCCGUGCGCAUUUCGAAAGAUCGCGUGAAGGGGCAUCCAUCGUCGACAUUACCACUCCGUCUGUAAAUUUUAAUUGCGCGGCGCUUAAAAAUUGGCCGCUGCUAAACAUCGAUUAAUUUUAAGCCCCGUAGUGCGGACGUUGAGACCUCGAACAUGUCUGCGGCCGAGUUUCUCAAGGGACUGCCUUCGUACAACGAGAACAACUUCACCCGUUUCCAGGCAGAUGCCUCGUGCAAAACCACCGUGCGGAGGCCGUCGGUGUACCUGCCUACGAAGGAUCAUCCCUCGGAUCAAGUGAUCACCACGGAGAAGACCAACAUUCUUCUGAGGUACCUUCACCAACAGUGGGACAAAAAGCAGUCGAGCUCCAAGAAGCGCGACGCCAAUCGCAGCGGCCUUUCGCAAGACGAAGACACCACGACGCCGCGGAAACGUGCGCGUGCGGACACCUCCAACACGGAUGCAGACUCCCCGUGAACCGGCCGGCCGGACGCAACUGGCGCGCACGUGGAGCAAACACUCGUCGUCCACACUGUGCUUCUUCCUUAACGGAUCAGCCUUUUUCUUUUUUUUUGUUCUCGCUCUUUUGGAGUUUCUUAAAAACUGAAUUCGAUCUAGGGAUUUCAUUAAAAAAAAAACGAUUGGAGUCAUCCGGGCGAGCUCUCUUCCACCCGUCGUCGUGCCGUCUCCUCGUAGGACGACGCGACUCGAACUCAGCAGUCUGUCGCUGCGGGUAACUUAAAAAAAAGGGCUUUUUUUUUAUUCCUCUCAUUUGUCCAUUGAGUUAAAAAUAUGUGAAAAAAUAGUAAAAAUUUUGACAAUGUAUUUUUUUCUCUUCUUGUUUCGCAUUUUUGUUUUGCCAGCGCACGCAGUACUCCGGCUGCUGCCGUCCUCGGCACAAUGUUGCCCAGAGAGGCGUUCACUCGCCAGAACCUGUCUCAUUAUUUGCUAUAAUUGGAAAGCGAAGACCUGUAAAUCAUUUCAGAGUUGCACGCAUUCCCAGAGGGCACAGGUCCGAGCAGGCAGAUAGCCUCACAAUGAGGCUGGCAGUUAAGAACUAGAGCGAGCGGAAAGCUUCCGCAGGGCGACGUCGUCCUGCCCGUAGCCUUAGAGGUGCCACAAGGUGGCUUUGGGCCCCUGUUCCAAGUUGAUUGGGUGAAUUUUGAGAGCAGCUGUCCGUCUGGCUCCAGGUUACACGAUCCGUGGCACAAAUGCUUUUAUUUAAGUCAUGCAACAGCUUCUAUCGGGGAGUCGACUAGGAUGCGACGAGGUGAUACCGAAGAACUCAAAUUUGUAUGUUUUGUUAUUAGAGGUGGUUGAAUUACGCGAGCACCGAGAUAGACAAAAAUCAAGUGCCGAGGUUUCUUUUGAUUAAACAUAUUGGCUCAGUGAAAUACAGAACAGGUAAGACGUGUACUGUUGCGAAUUUGUUAUUAAAGGGGGUCCAUGCAUUUGUAUGCCUGGAGUGUCUCGCUGUGGCUAGCAUAACCCGUUUUCCAGGCCUCGCUUAGAUUGGAGAAUUCAUGUGGACAAGAUUUUCAUUCCUUUCCAAGCAUGGCAAAAGUGGUGUGUGACCAUGUGAACAGUCGCCUGGAACACUUUAUUACGUAAGGAGUCUCGUGCCAUGUUGCACCACAUUUGAUUGAGAGCAUGCCUUAGCGGUAAGCUGUUAUGCAUUGAGUGUUGUGAACUCUGGCUGGUGCCAAUGUGAGAAAUGUAAGAUGAGAGCAUUCAGAGCCGAAGGAUUCUUCCGAAAGGUCGUGGUCUGACCGCGGAAGACACAACAUCUUUUUGUUUAGCGGAUGCAAAUGUUGCCGAACAACUUGUUGGCUAGGCACCACGAGACAAACAUUUUAACGAUACACACUCGACGUGUUUGUUGCUCGUUGGCGGCACUCAAGCGCUGGAAGGCUCACCAACUAGACGCGUCUGUCGUGUUUUCAGGCAGAGUUGGCCAGCUAUUCUGUCUAGAGGGUUCUGUCUUUGGAUAUGGCUCCGACUUGCACGUGCGAACAAGGUACGAGAAACGAUAUUGCUGCCAGUAAACUUGCCAAGAAGAAUGUUCGGGGGUCUGCGACACGUAGUAGACCGCCCCUGCUCUGAAUGUUGCUAUGCGUUUGUGUACAUGUUCGAAUUGAGUGCCGCAAAACGUUGGGUCGUCACAAUGGCCGAAAAUCCCUCUCACGUUUUUCGACGGCAAUGUGUGUAUGUGUGUGCGCGCUUUUUGGAACCUUGUUUUUGAGGAGAGGUGUGUACUUUGCAUGGGGUACAAGGAGAAAGCUCAUGGGGUCGAGAACUUUGUUGUGUACAGAUAGCUUUGCUUUCCAGGAGAUGGCGGAGUCGGUACGUCGAGAUGCAUCAUUGUUUUCUUUGUUCACCCGAAGAGAUUUGCAAACUGGUACCUAUGCAUGCCUCUGUGAGCAACGUGAUUGUGCGUUUCUUUCUCUGGAGAGCUGUUCUUUGUGUUGUGUAUGGCCAGUGUUUGUCGGUCUUUGUUUUUGUCCAUGGAAAGGAGCUCUUAUGGCAGAGUGUUGAAAUUCAGAAAUACGAUGGACCGACAUUGCUUUUUUAUAUUUUUGUUUUCUUUGCUACUAUGGAUACAGAUGUGUUAUUAUCAAGGAGGAUGUCGUUUGUUUCUUAGCAUCAUAAUAAAAGUUCCCCAAGCUA
Molecule: messenger RNA, 2893 nt
Organism: Ixodes scapularis (black-legged tick)
Lineage: Eukaryota; Metazoa; Arthropoda; Arachnida; Ixodida; Ixodidae
Product: DET1- and DDB1-associated protein 1
Exons: 5
Coding region: 380-703 (107 amino acids)
Biological process (GO): positive regulation of proteasomal ubiquitin-dependent protein catabolic process
Cellular component (GO): Cul4-RING E3 ubiquitin ligase complex
Source: RefSeq, a predicted model, not a curated record